AUGUCUGCCUUUGAAAACUCUCCUGCUUCUAAAGAAUUCAGAAGUGAUACCUUCACUAGUCCCACUGUUUCAAUGGUAAAUGCCAUGCAGUUGGCUACUCUUGGUGAUUCUGUAUAUAACGAAGACGAAACUACAAUCGCCUUAGAAAAGAAAGUUGCCAAGAUUGCCGACAAACCGGCUGGUUUAUACUGUGUAAGUGGUACUUUAUCUAACCAAAUUGCUCUCAGAUGUCAUUUGUUUCAACCACCCCAUAGUGUGUUGUGUGACUAUAGAUCACAUGUCUAUGUCCAUGAAGCUGGUGGAUUGCCAACUUUAUCACAGGCCAUGGUCCAACCAAUUAUCCCCAAAAAUGGUAUUCACUUAACUUUGGAAGAUGACAUCUUACCAGUUUUUAUUCCUGAUGAUGGUGAGAUCCAUGGUGCACCAACCAAGGUGAUUUCCUUGGAGAAUACCUUGCACGGUAUGAUCUUCCCUCUUGACGAAAUCAAAAAGAUUAGCGAGUUUUGUAAAGCCAACGAUGUCAAGUUGCAUCUCGAUGGAGCCCGUUUAUGGAACGCAUCAGUUGAAACCGGAAUCUCAAUUGCGGAAUAUGGGAAAUACUUUGAUUCUAUUUCCUUAUGCUUAUCUAAAACGUUGGGUGCGCCUGUUGGUUCUGUUCUUGUCGGUGAAUCCAAAUUUAUUUUGAAAGCAAACCACUUCAAGAAGCAAAAUGGUGGUGGUAUUAGACAAGCCGGGAUCUUAACUUCAAUGGCAAGUGUUGCAAUUGAUGAAAAUUUACCUAAGUUGAAGCAGACUCAUGAAUGGGCAAAGGAAUUGGGCCAACUCUGCGAGGAAAACGGAAUUCAGUUGGAACAUCCAGUUCACACCAACUUUGUAUUUUUGGAUUUAAAGGCUACUAAAAUAGACCCAGACUUAUUGGAAAGACUUGGUAAAGAAGAAGGCAUCGUAUUGGGAGGGAGCAGAAUUGCCUACCAUUACCAAUUGUCUAAGGAAAGUAGAGAACUGGUGAAAAAAGUGGUUCUUGAAGCAUUUGAGUCUGCAAAGAAGAAUCCUUAUGUUGGUAGUAAUGUGCACAAGUUUUACAAUGUUACUGGUGAAAAGAAUUGA
Molecule: messenger RNA, 1107 nt
Organism: Dujonia railenensis
Lineage: Eukaryota; Fungi; Ascomycota; Pichiomycetes; Serinales; Debaryomycetaceae
Source: the annotation of a GenBank genome assembly